Messenger RNA from Oncorhynchus masou masou (cherry salmon), 714 nucleotides. RefSeq names its product iron-sulfur cluster assembly 2 homolog, mitochondrial-like. The transcript is spliced from 4 exons. Gene Ontology annotation, biological process: iron-sulfur cluster assembly. The record is from RefSeq and is a predicted model, not a curated record. Gene Ontology annotation, cellular component: mitochondrion. Gene Ontology annotation, molecular function: 4 iron, 4 sulfur cluster binding; iron ion binding; 2 iron, 2 sulfur cluster binding. Lineage: Eukaryota; Metazoa; Chordata; Actinopteri; Salmoniformes; Salmonidae. Bases 7 to 576 code for a protein of 189 amino acids.
UUCUCCAUGUUGGGGGUAGGCUUUCUAGCUACAGUGUUACGGAAGAUGUCAUUCCUAGGUCGAGGAGCUAUGUUGAGUGCGACAAAGACAAGAGCAUGGACCCUUGCUAGGGCCUCUGCUCCCCUUGUCACCAAUGUGGGCCAACCAAUAUUACUGAGAUGUUCCCAAAGGUCACAACCCCUCUACACCGAUUUCUCUCGAUUAAGCAGCACAUCAGCCGGAGAGGAACCAGCAGAGUCCAGUCCAGUUGAAGAGAAAGUAUACCUCAGUGCAUCAUGUGUUAAGAGGUUAGGAGAGAUCAUGGAUAAGGGAGAGUACCUGAGAAUACAGGUGGAAGGGGGAGGCUGCUCUGGGUUCCAGUACAAGUUUAUCGUUGACAGUACUAGGAACGAGGAUGACAGGGUGUUUGAGCAGGGAGGGGUAAGGAUCAUUGUGGACCAAGAUAGCCUGGAGUUUGUGAAAGGCUCGACACUGGACUAUACUCAUGAGCUGAUCCGCUCCUCCUUCCAGAUGCUGAAGAACCCCCAGGCAGACCACGGCUGCUCCUGUGGAACCUCCUUCUCAGUCAAGUUAUGAGUCUCGGCCUGAGGCUUUCAGCUCUCAAACCCUCAUCCCCUACAUCCUUCACUAAGUCAUAAAAUUAUAUAUUCAGAGACCGUGUUCUCAUGGUUGCAUAAGUUAUUACACAAUUCACAGACGAUACUUGUAGCAACU